Orycteropus afer afer is the source of this 1252-nucleotide messenger RNA. It is a transcript of the gene ZNF793, whose product is annotated as zinc finger protein 793. NCBI's taxonomy places the organism in Eukaryota, Metazoa, Chordata, Mammalia, Tubulidentata, Orycteropodidae. Gene Ontology annotation, molecular function: DNA-binding transcription repressor activity, RNA polymerase II-specific. Gene Ontology annotation, biological process: negative regulation of transcription by RNA polymerase II. The record is from RefSeq and is a predicted model, not a curated record.
GCUCUUUUUCCAAGAACAGCAGAAAAUGAUUGAGUACCAGAGAUCUGUGACAUUCAAGGAUGUGGUCGUGGGCUUCACCCAGGAGGAAUGGCACCAGCUGGAUCCUGCUCAGAGGGCCUUGUAUCGGGAUGUGAUGCUGGAGACCUAUAGCAACCUUGUCUCAGUGGGUUAUGAAGGCAACAAACCAGAUGUGAUACUCAAACUGGAACAGGAAGAAGCACCAUGGAUUUCUGAGGCGGUGUGCCCAGGUUGCCACUGUCGGGAAGACUUCUGGGAAGCUAAUGUCCAGAAGAAAAGACAUCAGGAUCUACUUUUGAGGCAAGGUUCAUUCAUCAGCAAGAAAACAUUGUCCAAGGAAAGAAGUCAUGGUUGUAAUAAUUUUGGAAAAAUAUCUCUUCUGAGGGCUGAACUUCUUCCUUCAAUUCAAAGCUCCAGUAACUGGGAUCCAUGUGGAAAGAGCAUGAAACAUAAUUUAAAAUCAAUUGGUUUUAAAAAAAACUGUUCAAAACAGCAAGGUGAAUGUUAUGAAUAUGGGAAAGGGAAAUUGUUACAGUUUGUAAAUCAUGAUAGAAGAUCUAAUGGAGAAAAAACAUGGGAAUGCAGUCAGUGUGAGAAAGUUUUCAGCCAUAACCCAGCACUUACAUAUAAACCAGCAGGAACCAGUUCUCUUGUGUACAAACGGAAGAGGAUUCCACCUAUAGAGAAACCCCACAUCUGUAAUGAGUGUGGGAAAGCAUUCUGCUAUAAGUCUGAAUUCAUUAGGCAUCAGAGAAGUCACACGGGGGAGAAACCAUAUGGAUGCACUGAUUGUGGGAAAGCCUUUUCACAUAAGUCUACCCUUAUUAAACACCAGAGAAUUCACACUGGGGUAAGACCCUUUGAAUGUUUCUUUUGUGGGAAAGCCUUUACCCAGAAAUCACACCGCACAGAACAUCAGAGGACACAUACAGGAGAGAGACCUUUUGUGUGCAGUGAAUGUGGGAAGUCAUUUGGUGAAAAGUCAUACCUCAAUGUACAUCGAAAAAUGCACACAGGAGAAAAACCCUAUCAUUGCAGAGAAUGUGGGAAAUCCUUUAGCCAAAAGUCAUGCCUCAAUAAACAUUGGAGAACUCAUACAGGAGAAAAGCCCUAUGGAUGCAAUGAAUGUGGCAAAGCUUUCUACCAGAAGCCAAACCUGAGUAGACAUCAGAAAAUUCAUGCUAGAAAGAAUGCCUACAGGAAUGAAAACCUAAUAAUUAUGGGAAAGCCUUGA